Asterias rubens (European starfish) is the source of this 2229-nucleotide messenger RNA. RefSeq names its product docking protein 2-like. The record is from RefSeq and is a predicted model, not a curated record. Gene Ontology annotation, biological process: cell surface receptor protein tyrosine kinase signaling pathway. The transcript has 4 exons. Lineage: Eukaryota; Metazoa; Echinodermata; Asteroidea; Forcipulatida; Asteriidae. The coding region runs from base 88 to 2025 and encodes 645 amino acids. Gene Ontology annotation, cellular component: cytoplasm.
GUGGUCGUUAAAUUUUGUCACUUUACUUCUUCUCUGUUUUGUUUUUACACUUUCAAACAGUUUUGGUUUUCAACCACGAUCUGCAAGAUGGAUCUGCCUCCCAUAAAAUGUGGACAUCUCUACAGACCACAGAAGGGAAUUAAGAAAUACUGGGUGAAACGAUGGGCUCUGCUCUACCCAGGAUCGGAGGUCAACCCCCCACGUCUGGAGACGUUUGACAGCAAGGAUGCGUCUUACAAAGAGGGCGCCAAGCCAUUAGUGUUAUACCUUCCCUGUCCGAUAAAAGCUUUCCCAACAUCCCAGCACCGCUCCAGAGAUUUUGUUAUUGAAAUCAUAAUGGAUGACAAAGUUGUUGCUUACGCUGUUGACACAAGAGAGGAGUUGAAUAGUUGGCUCCAUAUAAUGUCUGAAGUUUCUAACGGGAGGACUGGGAAGAGAGAAUGUCUACCUGCUGAACCCCCAUCGUCCUCCCCAUCAUCAUUCAGCGGUGAAGUUGCUGAAGGUCUUCUAGAAAAUACCCUGUAUGAUAGCUUUGAGACUGUGGCAUACCAGGUGUCAAUCAAACCUAACACUUUCAGUGAGCAACUAGGCCUUCAAGGAUACUACUCUCUGCAGAUUGACUCAGUAAAACUCACUCUCAUUGAUGAUGAUUCAAACGACGUUCUGUAUGCUUGGCCGUACAGGUAUCUCAGACGGUACGGUCGCGACAAGGUCUCAUUUUCUAUGGAGGCCGGCCGAAAGUGCGAUUCGGGACCAGGCUUGCUGGUGUUCGAAACCAAAGAUGGAAACGAUAUUUUUCACAACAUCCAGAAUUUUGUUAAUAGCAUCUCCGGGAGAAAAGCAACACCACCUCUGUCUCACAAUCGCCACCAGGAGACGCCACAUAUACAAGCAGGGAAACCCCCCCUUGCUAGUAGGCCACACAAAACGAAACCAAUGGCGCCCCAACCUCUUUCUCGACCCCACCCCAAAGACCACAUCGGUGCCAUCACAGAGAGCUCUAUCUUCCAGCAGAAACUUGCUGCUAUACAGAUCACAAAAGAUGAAGCAAGGGGGACGGACUUUGCUCCCAGAAAACCUAAACCCUUCAAACCAAGAAAUACUGAUCUUCCCAAGUCCUCGUCCCCACCAACUCAGGUUGAUCCUCUGUAUUCUGAGGUACAAGAGGGUGUGGAUACUCAGUCAAAUAACAACACCCCAUCCCCAGAAGAAGAGAGUGAGUACAGCCUCCUCCAGGACAGUGAGCAGCCGAGGCUACCCCCAACUGAAUCGGAUGCAUAUGACAUGCCUGAGCCUCCGGGAAACCCUAAGAAUGUGUACAAUAUGACUUCGGAAGAACCUAUGUCUGAUGGCUGGAAGACAUUCGGUCGCACGGAAGACAAUAUUCACACUGAGACCUAUGUCUCCAAUGAGGAUUUGUUAGUAGAGGAUUCUAAGACAGACCCCAAACCUGUCCCAGCACCUGUCAAACCGAUAAAACCCAAGCCACAAAUUCGACCAAAAAUAAUAAAGGUACACACGUCCAAACCGGAAACCCCAGAACCAGUUCUUAGUGACGCAAACGACACACUUUAUGAUGUAUGCGGUUCUGCACCUGAAGUCUGUCACUCGCCAUCGGUCUCUGAAGGUGACGACAUCUAUGAUCACUUCACGCGUACCAACAUUGCACAGCCGGUGCCCGCCCCAAGAAAAGUCAUCCCUGCCCAACAACCACAAGUGGACGACGAGUCAGAAUUAUACGAUCGUCUUCAGCGCGAGACCAGUGUUGGCGGGACCCGCGGGCCACUGCAACAUCAAUCUCAGCAGAGAUUAUACGAUUCAGGAGAUGUGUAUGAUUCGUUGGUUCCAGAUAACGGAAUUCAAAAUGUGGCAGGCGGAACUCACCCAGCCCUGCCAGAGGAAUCGGAAUACAGUUCUGCUGUUGCAGGCUCACAGUCACACAUGUAUAUGGAUACACUGUCUAAAGACACCGCCGAACCAGAUGACACGGAUGAAAACCCGUAUGACAUCGUUUCAUUUCAGUAAACAAAAUUCUCCUUUUAUUGCAUUCAGAAGAAGAAAAAAAGCAAAACAAAAGCAGACAGUACUUUAUUCUGUGUAGUGCCAUGUAUGAAACAUACCAUUCACACACUGUCAAGAUUUAACACUUCUUAUUGUGCAUGCAAGUUUUGCUGGAAAAGUAGCAAAAUAACCUGGGUGAAACAUGAGAACCAUAUUACUUGUGAGCAG